CCCAUCUACUUUGUGACCUUUAAGUGGUUUUGUCAUGGAAGUCUACAUGAGUGAUCUCUCAUACUAGUAGUGACUAAUGUUCCAUAACUUUGAUAAAUAAGGUGGAUGAAACGUUGGGGGGAGGGAGGAUUUCACAUGGGAAGGAGCUAAAGUGGAGUGUGGUUGUCACCUUCAGUGGGUUGGAAGAGGCUUCUUUGCUUGUUUAUUUUGGCUGAAAAGGCAAAUGGUUGUUAGGCUUCUAAGGGAAAUAGAGCAAUUUAUUGUAAGAUUAUCUAAUGCUACGUGACAUGGCUGAGAAAGAAAUGUCAGAGCUGUCGGAGGACUGGAGGAGGAUAUUGAUAAAAAAAUCUAACAGGGUUCUAAAUGAGGUUGAGAUGAUAGAAUUUAGACACUUGUUAAAGCAUGUUUUCUCUUCCAAGCUAGGAAGAUGGAAUCAUGUGUUUGGCUAGAAUCAUCAAAUUAUUUUAACUAGGUUAGUUUUGCUGGUCAUUUGCAAAGGGAUGAGUUCAAUUAGUUAUGUUAUAUGUUUCAAGGAAUAGUAUUGCAAGAAGUAUGUGAAAAUUCGACAAAACUACUGUAGGGUUGGAGAUUAUUGAGAUUCCCUAGUUUAAUGGUGCCUACUGUUGGUCUGAUGGUUGUGAGAGACCCAUUCUAUUCUUCUUCUAUCGUUGUUUAGUCAGUAAGGGUAUUUUGGAAAACUUUCCUUCUAGACCUUCAUGUAUUCUCGGUUGUCGUUUAUUCCUGAUUGGAAUGGAGGGUGGAUUUUAGAAGAAACUUUACUGGUUUUGAGGUGGAAUAGUGGGCUUUGUUGUCUCAUUUGUUAUUUAAUAUUAGGCCCUAGUGAAUGACCAAAAAGAUUCUAAACUCUGGACCUUUGAGAUCUUUUUCCUCUUUUGCAUAGCUUACCCCUUAUGAAAAAGCCUUAGGUUCCUAGCUUGUUGACUUAAUUUGGCAAGCCUUGUACAAAAAAACGCAAGGGUUUUCUUGUGGAUUUUCCCUGUUGAAAACUCGAACCCUUGGGGGGUAUACACUCGUCCCUUAGAUGCAAAUUAUGAUCUAUGCAAGCUCUAAUGGAAAACGAAAAAAGGAAAAACAUACAAGUCUUAUUAAAAAAUGAAAAAAAGAGGAAAGAUGUAGAAAUCUUCUUGGUGUCACUAAUGAUCAUUGUUUAGUCCACUUUUUGAAAAGUUCGCAGAUGAUGCUGAAAAUUUUUCUUGUACAAUGUUUUUCUAGACUAUCACAAUAAUACAUGUGAGGUUGAUUCUAGUUCAUGACCCGUGUUGAGAGUUGUGAUGCCUUGAUUGUUGAGCUAUGCUCGUUUUAUUUUGAUCGAUUUAUUUAUUGUUAAGUGUCCUUGUAAUUUUAGUCCACACUUGGACAUGUAAAGAAAGAUAGGAUGACCUUUCUGGCAACUAAGUUAUUGUUAGUUAAGGAGAAAGAAAAGAAGGGCUUUCUUUGCUUGUUUUCCAAUGGUAAAGACUCUUAAGAACGAAUGAAUUGAAUCAAGUGAUCAAUGAACUUAGGCUUUUAAAAAUGCACUCAAGAAGAUGAAGCUCUAGUAUCAAUUUUUCUUGCUCCAACCUCAUUAGCUAAAAGGAUAGAGCUAUUUGCAUGGUAGAAGAGAAAUGGAUUUUGCACAUGUUUAUAAGUUGCCCUCCUUUGAGAUGCACUGACACUCCUAGUAUGGCCAAGUGUCAGUGUCAAACACGUUUCUCGACACUCCCACGACACGCCAGCUUUAUCCUUUUCAAUUUCGGACACAGCCAAGACACGCCCCCGACAUAGCUGGAAAAAAACAUAAAUAAAAGGUUAGAAAAGCACAUUAGCUUGGCCCAACAAUUAUUAAGUUAUAUAUUUUUUAAUCUUAUCUUUUCAAAUCUUUUUUCACGCAUUUCUACCCUCAGUCGAUUUCUUCAAAUUCUUGCCGCCAACCCUCUUUGCCCUAACCUGCUUGCCAGUCGCCGCCCAACUCUCUUUGCUCUAACUUGUUAUGUCUUAUGGCUCUAAACUUGUAUUUUGAUGUUUUUAAUUGGAAUAUUUCUCAAUUUGUUUAUAUGCAUGACAUAUAUUUAAUUCUUUUUACUAAAAAAAAUUGGCAUGUGCUUGACGUGUUGUGUCCUACAUUUUUAAAAAAUGGCAUGCUGCCUUAUCGGAUGUCAGUAUCUACGUAUGCUUCCUAGGUCCUCCUAGCAGGUGGGUAUGCUACAUUUAACUAGUAUAGUUGAAACAACUUUAUGGAAAGCUUUUAAGUACAACAAUUGGGGUUGGGGGACUCGAACCUCCCACUUCAUGAAUGUUGGAUAGGAAGGUCUUGCCCAUUACCCCUGAGAUAAGCUUGCUUUGGUAGUUUGAUUUAAGAAGUUAGAAAUGCAUUGUUGUGUCCUCGUAGCAAAAGAAGACUGUCUCUAAAUUCAAUCCGUAGCAUUAACUCUUUGUGAAGAUUCUGCAAGGCAACAAUUGGGGAGGUGAAGGAACUCGAGCUACGUAACAUACUAAAAAAGGACACGGAGGAGAACCUUUUCGAAGGUCUAGGAAUCUAACAUGGAUCACCAAAUAGAAGGCAUAAACUUUAAUGUCUGUUUCUUUUGUAUGGUUAGUCUCUUGUUAUAUAAAAAAAUUUAGGUAGGAUUUUGUGGUCGGUAACCUGUGAAUAGAAUCUCUCUAGUUUUUCUGGAAAUCAAUUUUCCUUAGCUAUAUUUCCCUUUGGAAUAAUUUUGGAAAGAGUCCCUUGGCAUUUAACAAAUGUCAAUGUAAACCUAUUUCGAGCUUUAAUAAUUUUUCAUUCAUUCAAUGAAAAGUUUUGUUUUUGUUUAAAAAAACAAUGUCUACCGGUGAUAGUGGUUACUAAUUCAGUGUGAACUAAUAACCAUUUUCUAAUGAAAUUCAUGUCCUUGGGCUCUCUAGGGUUUCUUUGAAGGUUUUUUUUUUUGUUUUUUUUAAUUAAAUAUAAUUAUUGCAUGAGUCACGUGACUACAAUAAUGCUUAUAGAGAUGUUGUAGCGUCUAGUUUCAUCAACAUUGCAUAUAUACUUUUUUGAUUGAUUGUUCUGUUGUUCUCCUCUUCAUGUGAUACUUGACUGUGUUCCUUGUUUGUGAUAUUGAUUACAUCUAAGUUAACAAGAAAUGUCACGUUUUAUGGCGUGCUAUUGGAUUAGUUACUUUGUCAGAUUGGUUUAUAUUCCCACAUUUUCUCUUCCCAUCAUGAUGGGGUUGUACCAUAUAUUUUGCUAGACUUUUUACAAUGAUCACUUAUUGGUGUUCUCCAGCGUACACUGGUUACUGCAAAUACUUUUUCCUUCAAGUUGAUUGCUUGUACAAGCUUCUUUUGAUUUUUAUACCCUCACUUCUGAGCAAAGUCCAUCUAUGAUUAUUUGAAGUUUGGUUGGUACUUGGUAGGUAGGGGUGGCGUAUUUACUGGCAGGAAAUUUUGUUUAUUUUAUGAAUACUAGUUAUAUGACUGAUAACAAGUGAGGAAAUUUGUUUUAAAAACAAAGCUUAGGUAAUAAAAUGUUGUUUUUCUGUCUGUUCUGGCUAAACCAUGUGAUUAUGUGCUGGGUUUUUCUUCUCUCUGUGAUUGUGGAAUCCCACUCGUUCUGUGCUGAUGUGUCGGGUGAUUUAUAAUUAGGUAACUGAAUACAUCUGAAUGAGCUUAGGUAAUUUCAAUGGGGAAAUGUAGUCUAAUCUAUUCUUUGCUGAAACUCAACCAAUUCAAUCUAUAUGAAAUAACUUGGAUUUGACAACGAAGUGGGGAGGACUUGCCAUUAUAAUUAACUUAUUUUCAUCCUGCCUUCAGAUUUUACUGUAUUUAGGAGAAAAUCCUUAGAGUUAUGAGUGGAAGUGGCAGAAAACGCACGUCAAAAUGGGAUUUGAGAGAAGAUUCUCACGUUGAAACUGACAUUGCGCAAGAACAUGGCUGGCCUGGAAAAGAAUCACGUCCUGGCUGGAUUUCUCCUGAACUUGCAGGUGAUGAUGGUUCAAAGUGGUCUGGUAUGGAGACCACCAAUGGCAUUUCAAAACCUAAGCAAGAUUGGGGAUUGCUGUUGGAGGAACCUUUCCCUGGAACCAGAGCUUCACAUAAGGAGGAUUACACUAGUAAAGGCUAUAAUAAAGAUUUGGAAGGGACUGCUGAAUGGGAUGCUGAUGAUAAAAGCUACAGCACAAGAAUGUCUCCUGGUCUAGAUGAAUGGAGAAGACAUAGAUCUAGCCUGUCUGAUAGAAAUGAUGGGAGCAGGUCAGUGAGGGGUAGGAGUAGAAGCCGAAGUUGGAGUAGAAGCCGGAGUAGAAGUAGAAGUCCUCAUAGUUUUAAGCGAGACUCAGCAUUUCAUGAUAGAAACAGAAACAGAUCUCGUGUUUCAACUCAACUGUGCAGAGAGUUUGUUUCUGGAAGAUGCAGGCGAGGUAAUGGUUGUCAAUUUCUUCACCAGGACAAUCAAAUUAUGGAUGAUAGCUGGGAUAGUAGGAACAGGAAGGGGGGCCGAUCUUUAAGAUCUACCCCUCAUGAUUUUAGAGACUAUCCCAGGAGUGGUAGAUCAGCUGCUCAAUGUACCGAUUUUGUGAAGGGAAGGUGUCAUAGGGGCGCCUCUUGCAAGUAUCCUCACGACAGUGCAUUUCAUGAUCUAUCACGAGGUUCUCCAAAUGAUAUUAGUAGAGAUAGGGAAAAUGAUAGGAGUAAAGAAGCCUACUUCUCACGUGGUGAGCGUGAACCUGGCAAUAGCAGUCUUGUUACCUGUAAAUUUUUUGCUGCUGGAACUUGUCGUAAUGGAAAAAAUUGCAAGUUUUCUCAUCAUAGCCAGCCACGUGCAAGUCCAGAGAGGAAAUCAAGUACUGAUAGAUGGGAACAGGACCCAUUUUCAGAUGGUAGGGAACGGUUGUGGGAUGGCUCAAAAUCAAGUGAAUUGGCCAGUGCUUCUGAUUUCACUCAGUUGAGAGAGGACAAAGGUGAACAAAUUGCUAGUCAAGAACCAAGUUAUACAUGGGCUUCGGAACAAAAAUGGGUUCAUGGUUUGAAUAAUGAGAGCAAAACUCAGUGGGAUCAAACUGUUGGCGUAAAGGCAGUUCAAGGUAACAAGAAUGAUACCAUUCUGAGCAAGGCAGAGGACACAGGUGGGUGCAUAGGCACUUCUGACCCUAGAGGUCACAGAAAGUGGCCAAGUGAUGAUAUGGAGAUGUCUCCUGAUUGGCACUACCCUGUGCAACCAUCCAAUCAUGUGGUGAAAAGUGAUUGCAACAUUGUCCCGGAUUCUGGCUCUAAAACUUCCAUAGCUUUAGCCACUCUUAGCCAUGCGAUAGUUCAAGAAGCUCUGGCUAAGAAGCAAGACAUUGCCAUAGAGCCUAUAACAGCUGAUAAUACUCAUUUUCGGCAAAACCUUAAUUUAACAAAAGAUGUUACUAUUGCGUCAGCAUUCAAUGAUAAGAUAACAAUGGACAAAACCAUUGCUUCACAUGCUGAAGGCAAUCCUUCUAGUAACACUGUCCUUGUACAAAGAAUGGCAUAUCACACUGAUCAUCCAGGGGGAACAGUAAUGAAUCCGAAAGUUUCAGAUGGAAAUUUCAGAGUCAAACAGAAGGAGGAGGAUGGAAGCGUGCCUGGAAUUAAUUCUGGAACAACUAUCGCUCCAAACAUAGUAACUAGUGAACAAAUUACCCAAUUAACUAACCUCUCAGUCUCCCUUGCACAAUAUUUUGGAAAUGUGCAACCCUUACCUCAAAUAUACAACUCUCUUAAUACGCAGAGUGUUUCAGAAACAGCUUCCUUCUCUUAUUCUGAUGCAUCCACGGGUGCGUUGGGGCUACCAAUGAAGUCAGGUCCUGUAGUUGAAUCCUCAAAGCAACAUGAUUCUGCUCUCUGUAAUAGCUUGGAGCUUAAGAAGUUGGAAGUCACUAAAACACCUUCAGACUGUUUGCCGAAUUCCGCUGGACAGAAAAUCGCUACAGAAGUGAAGGAUGAAGUCCAGAUGCCAAAUUUGCCUCUGUCAUCUGAUCCCCGUGACAAGGUUGGCAUCUCUGCUAAAGAAACUUUUCAUGGGAGUGAUGCAAUAAAUCAUGCGAAGCUUGCAACUGAGGGUGAGGCUAUCAAAGAGAAAAAUGGUGAUGGGGAUAAUGAGAACAAGACUGACCCAGAGGAUUCUCAAGAGAAUGAUACUACAGAAAAUGCAAAUGGGAAUGAUGGGGUCCAUGAUAAGAAGAAAAGUAAGGAUGCCAAGGGAAUUCGUGCCUUUAAAUUUGCACUUGUGGAAUUUGUCAAGGAACUUUUGAAACCUACAUGGAAGGAAGGUCAUAUCAGCAAAGAUGUUUAUAAAACCAUAGUCAAGAAAGUAGUGGACAAAGUGACAGGUACCUUACAGGGGGGUCAUAUUCCUCAAACGCAGGAGAAAAUUGAUCACUACCUUUCAUUUUCAAAAUCAAAGCUCACUAAACUUGUUCAGGCAUAUGUGGACAGAGUUCAGAAGACGGCUUGAGAAGACGAGGUUGUCGAAGUACAUUCUUAUGUAUUUUUUUUUCUUUUUCAAAAUUAUCCCAUGUACUUAUUUGGUAGAAUCCUGCAGCCUUGGGAAUGAUAAUUGUGAUGUCUUACUAAUGUAGUAUAAUGUAUCUCCCAUUAGCAGUCUUAGGUACACCUUUCUGCAAAUUAGAUAUAUGGAAAUUUGUUGGUUUUAGUUUGUGCUUCUUUUUCUUUUUAUUGUCGAAUGAAUGGCUAUCACUUUUCGAGAAUCAAGUCUUCUUGACAAAAUGUUUGUAGCUUUUUCCUCUAUCUUUGGUCGAACCCACAAUGUUCGACUGUUGAUAGAUGGUUGAGUUGCAAAUUUGGUUAUUGUA
Cucumis sativus (cucumber) is the source of this 6815-nucleotide messenger RNA. RefSeq names its product zinc finger CCCH domain-containing protein 38. Bases 3827 to 6457 code for a protein of 876 amino acids. The transcript is spliced from 3 exons. Gene Ontology annotation, molecular function: metal ion binding. NCBI's taxonomy places the organism in Eukaryota, Viridiplantae, Streptophyta, Magnoliopsida, Cucurbitales, Cucurbitaceae. The record is from RefSeq and is a predicted model, not a curated record.